AUGAACGAAAGACAAAAGGCUGAAUUAGAAGGAAAUAAAGGAAAAAGUUUAUUUUGCAAGAUUUCACUUAAUGGAUCAUAUGGUUACGAUGCAAUGAAUACACAAAAUUACGCAAAGACUAAAAUAAUGAAUGCACAGAAGGCACGCGUUGCAUGUAUGUCAAAUAAGUUUAAAAACAUAAGAGAAAUAGGAGAGGAUACGUAUCAAGUGAUGCUCAAAGAUAGAUUUUAUAGAUGUGAUACAUGUUUACAAGAGGCAUUCUUCACUUUAGAUAAUGCUAAAUACUGGUAUUUGGUUUUCAUUUAUGAUUUUAUGUAUAAAUGCAUGGAUGUUAAUCGUUUUCAUUUCAUUGAAGGUGAUACUGAUUCAUCUUAUUGGGCUAUUGCUGGCGAUCCAAGUCUUCCUAACACUCAAGCAUUUCAAGCAAUUGUAACCGAUAAAAAAUUUUAUGAUAAAAACAUUUUCAAAUUCGCACCAUUUGAUUUCUUCUGUUUUGAUGAGAAAUUUAAACCUAAAUUAAAGAAUAAAGCUGAAGAAAAAGCACAUGAGAAGAAGUUAUUGGGUUUAGCAAUUGAGAAACAAGGUGAUAACAUGGUUGCUUUAUAUCCUAAGUGUUAUACAUCAUUCAACGGUUCAAUUGAUGGAAGUGAUUUUAAAAAGAUUGCACAAAAAAUGAAAGGUGUUAGUUUACGACAAAAUAAACAAUUAACACCUAAAAAUUAUUUGGAUAUAAUAAAUGAUAAAGUGAUAUUUGAUGGUCAGAAUAUUAAUUUACAACUUAAAAACGGGUCAAUGACUCGCUUAACAAUCGGUAAGACUGCAUUAACAGGAGCACACACUAAGGCUGUAUGUUGUGAAAAUGGAUGUUGUAUGCCAUUUAUUUAA
This is a messenger RNA of Trichomonas vaginalis G3, 885 nucleotides long. RefSeq names its product DNA/RNA polymerase superfamily. The record is from RefSeq and is a predicted model, not a curated record. The coding region runs from base 1 to 885 and encodes 294 amino acids. Lineage: Eukaryota; Parabasalia; Trichomonadida; Trichomonadidae. The transcript has a single exon.